This is a messenger RNA of Plasmopara halstedii, 219 nucleotides long. RefSeq lists its product as uncharacterized. The record is from RefSeq and is a predicted model, not a curated record. The transcript has 2 exons. Bases 1 to 219 code for a protein of 72 amino acids. NCBI's taxonomy places the organism in Eukaryota, Oomycota, Peronosporomycetes, Peronosporales, Peronosporaceae.
AUGUGUCGGGUUGGAAUCCGAACACUCGACCAUUUGCUCCGAGGGCAACGAGACGCGCUUGAUGAGAUCUUGUCUUCUGUUGGCUUUAAAUGGACAAUUCCGAAUGCGCGAAAACCAAGACUUCAUGAGGAGACAAUCAGUGGUCACCGUAAGGCCGCGUAUGUCGAGUGUCUAGCUAAAAAAGAGCGAAGAUGGGAAAUUUUCUCAAAAGGGGAUUAG